Molecule: messenger RNA, 321 nt
Organism: Colletotrichum truncatum
Lineage: Eukaryota; Fungi; Ascomycota; Sordariomycetes; Glomerellales; Glomerellaceae
Source: RefSeq, a predicted model, not a curated record
AUGAGGCCUGCUGAAAAUCAGCAGUUAGUAUUUUUCCCCUACCAAUACGGAGUUGGAAUACUGGGCCGUCAGCAUCGUGGAAUCCAUCCAUUGGACUGUCGGUCUGCAACCACCGUACAACUUAUGCAAGUCGGCGGUCACACAUGCCAAACGAGGCUGGCUGGCAACUUUGCUUUUUCCAGGGAGACGUGGCCCAGCGCGCAACCCAAGGCCAGCCCAAGAUGUUUGGCCUUCGGGACCCCCGCUGCUGCACCACCCGAGUGGGGGCUUAUCAACAAACCAUGGAUGGAGGCUGACCGUCGGCUUCCCCAUUUCCCCUGA